Messenger RNA from Aspergillus viridinutans, 1923 nucleotides. RefSeq names its product 5-aminolevulinic acid synthase HemA (gene hemA). The record is from RefSeq and is a predicted model, not a curated record. The transcript is spliced from 2 exons. Lineage: Eukaryota; Fungi; Ascomycota; Eurotiomycetes; Eurotiales; Aspergillaceae. Gene Ontology annotation, molecular function: pyridoxal phosphate binding; 5-aminolevulinate synthase activity. Gene Ontology annotation, cellular component: mitochondrion. The coding region runs from base 1 to 1923 and encodes 640 amino acids. Gene Ontology annotation, biological process: heme biosynthetic process.
AUGGAGUCUCUUCUCCAGCAGUCUCGGGCGAUGUGUCCGUUCCUCAAGCGCACCUCUCCCACCGCUCUGCGUACUCUUGCCACGGCUACCCGUCCCAGCAUCAGUCCCGGCGGAGGUACCAUGUCGAACCUUCAGGUCAUCGCUCGUCGUUGCCCUGUGAUGAGCAAGGCCCUGGCUGUCCAGAGCGCCCGCAUGGCCGGCACCAAGAGGUUCACCUCCUCUGCCGCUGGUGUGCCGGGUAUGAGCAGCAAGCAUUCCCGUCCCACUCAGACCAGAAGGGCGCUGCACGGUACUGGAGGCAAUGGCGCCAACCUGAGCCCUGAUCUUUACAAGAACACCGACAGACUUCAACCCACCUUUGGCAACGGCAAAGGCAAGACCCCACUCACCACUUCUCCCGCGGCGGUUUCCGGUCCCCGUCCUGAGGCUCCCGUUUCCGCUCCAUUCAACUACAAUGCUUUCUACCAGGGUGAACUGGAGAAGAAACACAAGGACAAGUCCUACCGCUACUUCAACAACAUCAAUCGACUCGCCAAGGAAUUCCCCCGUGCUCACACCGCCUCGGUGGAAGAGCGGGUGACCGUGUGGUGCUCGAAUGACUAUCUCGGAAUGGGUCGCAACCCGGAAGUGCUGGCCACCAUGCACGAGACUCUGGAUACCUACGGAGCCGGCGCCGGUGGUACUCGCAAUAUCUCGGGACACAACAAGCAUGCCGUGGCUCUGGAGAACACGCUCGCCACACUGCACGGCAAGGAAGCGGCGCUGGUGUUCAGCUCGUGCUUUGUUGCCAACGAUGCCACGCUCGCGACCCUAGGAAGCAAGAUGCCCGACUGUGUCAUCCUGUCCGACAGCCUGAACCAUGCAUCGAUGAUUCAGGGUAUCCGUCACUCUGGCGCCAAGAAGAUGGUCUUCAAGCACAACGACCUGGUCGACCUUGAGAAUAAGCUAGCGUCUCUGCCAUUGCAUGUUCCCAAGCUCAUCGCGUUCGAAUCCGUUUACAGUAUGUGCGGGUCCAUCGCCCCAAUCGAGGCUAUCUGUGACCUCGCCGACAAGUACGGCGCCAUUACCUUUCUGGACGAGGUCCAUGCUGUGGGUAUGUACGGUCCCCACGGGGCUGGUGUUGCAGAACAUCUGGACUACGAGAUCUAUGCCUCUCAGGACACCCCCAACCCUCGCUCCACCAAGGGAACGGUGAUGGACCGCGUGGACAUCAUCACCGGUACUCUGGGCAAGGCGUAUGGGUGUGUCGGAGGCUACAUUGCCGGCUCUGCGGCUAUGGUGGAUACCAUCCGCUCCCUCGCUCCCGGUUUUAUCUUCACGACCUCGCUGCCUCCCGCGACGAUGGCCGGAGCCAACACGGCCAUCCAGUACCAGGCACGUCACAAGGGCGACCGUGUGCUGCAGCAGUUGCACACUCGGGCCGUGAAGAAGGCACUGAAGGAACUAGAUAUCCCCGUGAUUCCGAACCCCUCUCACAUCGUACCUCUUCUGGUUGGCGAUGCCGAGCUUGCCAAGAAGGCCUCGGACAAGCUGCUGGAGGAGCACGGAAUCUACGUCCAGGCGAUCAACUACCCGACCGUGCCUCGCGGUGAGGAGCGCCUGCGUAUCACUCCCACUCCGGGACACGUCAAGGAGCACCGCGACCACCUGGUGCAGGCCGUCCAGGCGGUCUGGAACGAUCUGGGCAUCAAGCGCACUAGUGAUUGGGCAGCCCAGGGUGGGUUUGUCGGUGUCGGCGUGGAAGGCGCCGAGGAACAGAACGAGCCCAUCUGGAAGGACGCACAGCUCGGCCUGUUCGAGUACGAGAGUCUGGAGCAGGCGGUCGAGCGUGAGUUCCAGCAGGCGCCUCGCAUGCAAACCGCCACUCCCAUCCAGCCUGCUGCGGCUCCCGCUGCCUCCAUCCCCGUUGGCGUGACCGCAUAG